This is a messenger RNA of Cannabis sativa, 2138 nucleotides long. Its product is annotated as protein trichome birefringence-like 23. Gene Ontology annotation, cellular component: Golgi apparatus. Bases 445 to 1806 code for a protein of 453 amino acids. Lineage: Eukaryota; Viridiplantae; Streptophyta; Magnoliopsida; Rosales; Cannabaceae. The record is from RefSeq and is a predicted model, not a curated record. The transcript has 3 exons. Gene Ontology annotation, molecular function: O-acetyltransferase activity.
CAUGUCACUUAAAAAAACAAAUAGACCACACCAAAUAAUAUAUUAUAUAGUUUUGAGCACUAUUCUAGGAAUUUUAUACAUAUAUGUUAUUCCUUUGCUUUGCUGCUCAAGUCAUGUGUCUCAUGUGCCAAUAAAAUUUGUUACAAAAAUUUACAUGCAACACACCCAUCUUAAAAAAUACAUUUUUUUUUCUAUUAAUUAAAGUUUAAUCCGAGUAUUAUGUUUCACAUUAUUAUUAAUCAAUUUUGGUUUCAUAUGACUUUUUUUUUUUUUUUUUUUUGUAGAGACACGUACUUGUGUUCAACAAGACUUCAUCGUCAAUCUGAUUCAAUCAACCACCACCUUAAUAAAUAAAUAAAUAAGGCCAAAAACCACCUCUUAACUAUAGCUCUCUUCUUAAUCAGUGAAAAAAAGGGGUUUUAUUUUGGUUUGUGUAAAAGGACAAUGGUGAAGGAAAUGAGAGUUGAUUCGAAUGUGUUGAAGCACAAACAUUUGGUUGUGAAGUUGGCAGUGUCUUUUCUCUUGGUGGGUUUUGCUUUUCGUCUCUUGUAUCCUGAUUCUUUCAGAUUUUCCACCGACUUAGUAGAGACCAGCUCUACCGACUUGGAAGAGACCACCACAAACACAGACCCCUCUUUGCCUUUGGCUUCCUCCCCAACUCAAACGCUUCUUCCUUUUGAUUUUUUUGAAGAUCAAGCCCAACUAUCUCACAAUGAGACAGAAGAUUCAGAGUCCAAAACAGAGAAAUGUGAGAUAUUCAGAGGGUAUUGGAUGGCAGACACAUCAGGGCCAAGGUACACCAAUGAGAGUUGUCAAGUUAUAGAAUCUCAUCAAAACUGCAUGAAAAAUGGGCGCCCUGAUUCUGGCUACUUGUACUGGAGAUGGCAUCCAAAGGACUGUGAAAUUCCCAGACUCAGUCCUCAGAGAUUUCUUAAUCUAAUGAGAAAUAAAUCGUGGGCUUUCAUUGGUGACUCUAUUUCUCGUAAUCAUGUUCAAUCUUUACUCUGCAUUCUCUCUCAGGUGGAAAAACCUGUUGAGGUUUACCAUGACGAAGAGUACAGGUCCAAAAGAUGGCGUUUCCCUUCUCAUAACUUCACCGUAUCAGUGAUUUGGACUCCGUUUCUCAUCAAGGCAGACAUUUUUGAAGACAUGAAUGGGAUAUCUUCUAAAGAAAUCCAACUUACCCUUGACAAGUUGGACAAAGUUUGGACGGAUCAAUAUGAGAGCCUCGAUUAUGUGGUGAUUGGAGGGGGUAAAUGGUUCCUUAAAACUGCAAUAUACCAUGAGAACAAUACUAUCUCGGGCUGCCAUUACUGCCCCGGGAAAAACCUAACUGACUUAGGAUUUGAGUAUGCCUAUCGCAAAGCUCUUCGUGAAGUUCUUAGCUUCAUCACGAGUUCUAAGCAUAAACCGGUUGUUUUCUUAAGAACUACAACUCCGGACCACUUUGAGAAUGGAGAAUGGUUCAGUGGAGGAUAUUGUAAUAGAACAGUUCCCUUUAAAGAAGGUGAGGUUGAUAUGAAAGAUGUGGACGCUGUAAUGAGAAGUAUUGAAUUGGAAGAAUUUGACAAGGCUUCAGAAACUGGUUCUAAAAAUGAAACUGUUUUAAAGCUGCUAGACACAACCAGUCUAUCUUUGUUAAGGCCGGACGGGCACCCUGGUCCAUACCGUCAAUUUCACCCGUUUGACGAAGAUAAAAAUGCUAAAGUUCAGACUGAUUGUUUACAUUGGUGCUUGCCUGGUCCAAUUGAUUCUUGGAAUGAUUUGGUGAUGGAAUUGUUGGUCAAUGGUGAUAAAUAUCAGUAAAAUCAAAGAACUCAAAGGAGGGAAGAAGUAGAAGAUCGGUUGCUUCACAUUUAAAGUCAUAUACAGAGUAUUUUUGCAGUGAUCUUGGACCUGAUUUGAAUCUCAAAUAGGGAAGGUAUAUUGGCUUUUGUGGUAAGAUGACACAUUGUUGAGAUAAUGAUCGAAACAGGGAGGGGAGAAAUUUGUACAAAACUAUUUUUUCCACAUUACGUUGCUUUUGAAAUUCUUUUUCUGCAGUGCAGCAGCAAAUAGUUUGAACCCUUUGUUGAAUAUCAAAGGAUCGCGUUACACACAAAAAUAAUAAUAACUGCACCCACUACCUAUAUUUUAAA